Astrephomene gubernaculifera is the source of this 7053-nucleotide messenger RNA. Lineage: Eukaryota; Viridiplantae; Chlorophyta; Chlorophyceae; Chlamydomonadales; Astrephomenaceae. The record is from the annotation of a GenBank genome assembly.
GAAGGCUUGCAUACACAGGUGUGCCAAGAUGCUUUACUUAUUGUUAUUUAGCUUAACCUUAAGCCCACGACAGGAGACAAUUAGGCUUUAAGGACUAUUGCAGAACCAUGGCGUGCGCUUUCGCAGCACGUUUACCAUGCUAACUUUCUAGACUAUAGAGCCCAAGCACGUUGCUCAUCUUAUUAUGAUGCUUUUGCCACCUGCUCUGGGGCUAGCGGCAAGCAAUUCAUUGCUAUGGACCCUAUUUUGCGGCGUAUGUUCACUCCUACUGGCGUUGUGGCGGUGGCCCCGUCGUUACCGCGCGCCUGGCGUAAACGUUGAGGACGUUGCAUAUCAGGAAGCAUGGCAAAGCGCUUGUGGCGCUAACGGAAGGGGAGCAAGCAAGACGCCCGUAACAAUACCGCAAAGCCAGUCGCCUUCCAAGAAGCUGUGGGCGACAAGCCGCGAAGGCUCGCAGCCCCAAGGUUCGGGGGAGCUUGUACACCAGCUGGACGCCAUAGCCAGCGACAGCGAUUACCCAAAGCUUGUACUCCUUUUGGGCGCUUUGGUCGAGGAUUGCUUCAAGGGCCCAUCGGAAGUGGAACACUUGUGCGACUUGGGUAUUGCGCAACCGUUCGGGCGUGUUGUGCGAAGCCUUACACACCGCCUGGAGGAGGUCUAUGGUGGCUCAGUUGGGCGGCAGCCGGCGUCAUGCCAACCUGCAGCUGCGACUCCCUUGCCCUCCGAGCUGGCGGAGUUGGGAGGAGGCGAGGCAGACACUUCGACCACUGACCGGGCGCUGGGCGCGGCAUGCCUCCAGGCGAGCUGGCUGCUGGUGCAACUGGCCGGCGGGUCGCUGCACGCCAAGCGGGCGGUGUGCAGCGGCGUCACCCCCGGCAACAUCGCUGCCUUCAUGUCCGCAGCGGCGUGCGAGGACCUGGUGCUGCCCGCCAGCGCCCCAGCCUCCAGCUGCGGAUCACUCCCGGGGUCCUCGGGCUCCGCGGGCCCUUGCAGCAACGGGACGGACAGCCAGCACUCCCGCGCCAGUCCCGCCGGGCCUUGUCCGCAGCAGCCGCCUCAGCUGCCGCACCCUGCGCCGCAGCUGGGGCCACCCCUGCCGCACGCCACGAGGGACGCGGUGCUGCGGAACUGCAGCCGCGCGCUGUUCCUGCUGUGUGAUGCGGCCGCGGCUCCUUCCAUCGCGCUGGGCACCACAGCCACGCAGGGCAUGGCGGAGGAGGGGCCGCCCUUUUUGGCAGAGGUAGCCUUGGCUGUGGAGGUUGGCCAGGCGCUGCUGCCGCCGCCACGACAGCUGGGCUCGGGUUCGGCGGAAGAGCACUGCGCAGGUAUCGGCAGGGCGCACGAUUCGCACAGCGCUCCGGCCGAUGUGCUGGUUCGUAUGGUGCAGUGCUGGGACGGCCUGGAGGCGGCGGUGACGGCGGGCGGGGUGCUGGCGUGUCUGGCGCUGCUGGGCGAGGCGGACGCGGGGCUGGCGGCUCGGGCGCGCGGGCAGCUGCUGGCGGCCCCCACGGUGGGGCACCUCGCGGAGCUGCUGUGCCACGUGGGGCCGCUGGAGGGGGACCAGCCCGCGGACCGCACCCAGUCGCCCGCGGACGCAGAUGACGCUGCUGCAGCCGUGCCGCCAGCCCCCGCCGCGAGCCGGCCGCUGUCUCGCCCUUGCGCUGUGGUCUGUCAGUUCCUGUCCCAAGCGCUGUCUGAUGCGGUGGCUGCGAGGCUGCUGUUGCGCCGGGCUGUAUCGGAGCACGCAGUGAGCUGGCUGCUGCAUGCCGCCGCGCUGCCGCUGGCGCUGCGGCGGCAGGUGCUGCGGCAGCUGCUGGGUCCGGAGGGGCGCGGUGCGCUGGCGGCGGAGUGCGCACAGCUGGUGGAUGUGCCGCUGGCUCUGUGCCACGUCAUCUCCGCGCCGCCCAGGUGCCACUCGCUGCUGCCGCCUGGCGUUGCGGGUGAGCUGCUGUCAGCCAGGUGGGCUAGCGACCCGCUGCAGCUGCCGUACCAUCCGCCCCUGCCACCCACUGCGGCCAGCGGGCCCCUGCAGGCCGCACAGCAGGAGGAUGACGACCUGGAGUUUCUGGACGCGGCGGAGUGGCCACAGGGUGAGGGGCAGCAGGCGGGGGCUGCACCGGAGUUCGGGGGCGGGCAUGCGGCCGGCGCGCAUGUCGGCGAGGCGGCGGUUGCAGCCCAUGUUGCAGCCCAGCUGCCAAUGCCCGUGCAGAACUUGGAUGAGCUGUCGCUGCCCACGUCAGCGGAGACGCAGCAGCCGGUCACGACGCUGGCGGCGGCAUGCCGCCUGCUGCUGGCUUCCGGCCGCCUGGACAGCGCCUUCCGGGCCUUCUUUGUGGACCUGCGGGCGGCAGGGAGCGCGAUUGCGAGGUCUCGGCGCCUUGCCGCUGGGCGCUUGGGCGCAUCCGCCGAUGGCGAGGGGCGGCUCGGAGGGGACCCUCAGGGGCCAGCAGAGGUGCACACGCUCGCGGCGGCCAUGAAACUGGCGGCCAGCUGUAGCAGCAGCAGCUGGGGCGGCGGCAGCGUCACUGCCUGGGCGGGCAUGGAGGACAGCGUGGGUUCCCUGACGGCUGGCGCGCACCGGGGGGAGGAGGCGGGGGUGUACGGCAGCGGCGGCGGCUCGGGCCUGGCGGACCUAUUGGAGGGAGCCGCGCAGGCGCCGCUGGGGGCUGGCAUCGCGGCCACCGGCGUCACCUCCGAGGGGGUGGUGCUGGGCUACCGCAGGUCGGCAUCGGGGUCUACCGGUAGCACCGCGGCCGCCGACUGGAACGCCGGAAGCAGCAGCAACGGCGGCAGCGUGGGGGCUUACAGCAGGGCCUCGACCAGUGCUCCUCCCCCCCCAUCCGCCGUCUGUCAGGCGGGUCCGGGCGCCGGGCUGCUGCUGACGGACGUGAUGGCGGCGGUGGCGGGCCUGAUGGACGCCAUGAUGUGGCGCAGCGCCUCGCUGACGGGCGUGCGGGGACUGCGCGGUGGCGGGGUGGACCACGAAGACAGCAUGAGCGAAUCGGUGACGGUGGCGGAGGGGUUGGCGGUGGAGAGCAGCAGGUCGUGCGGGGGAGCCGCAGCAGGGGCUGCUGCAGUGCAGUCUGCUCCCGGCGGCGUGGUGGCGGCGGCGGCAGCGGCGGGGCAGGUGCACAGCGGCGGCGCGGAGAGUGCUGCCAGUGAGCCGCCCGUGUGGCCGGCGCCGAUGGGGCUGCAUGCGGGCACCGCUGGGCUGGGGGCGCUGCGGCUAGCUGCCGCCGCCGCCGACCCCGCAGCACUUGGCGACCACCCCACGCGCCACCGCCGCCGCUACCGCCGCUCGGUGGUGGACGUGCGCAGCGUGUGCCCCAGCGACUCGGAUGGGACCCAAGGGUUCAGCCUGGGCGUGGGCGAGGAGGAGGAGGGGGAGCCUCCGCAUGCAUGCAGCGCGAAGUCAACUAAGGCAGCCACCACACAUGGGGCCGAGGAUGAGGAGGUAGUGGUGUCGGGCGGCGAAGGGGUGGGUCAGCAGGGCAGGAGAAGGGCGGUCAACAUUGCCGCCCAGCACCCACCCAGUCCCGGUUGCGCCGAGGAUGGCAGCACAGAGAAGGGCUCCGUAGCGGCGCUGGAGCACUGUGCGCUGGCUGCCUGGGUGCAUGAGCGGUCUGCCUCGGAGCCCAUUGCGCACCGGCAGGGCGAAGCAGGUGGGGCCGACAUGCUGCUCGGCUGGGCGGGUCGGGAGCAGGCAGCGGGUGGCGGCUGCUCGGCGGAGUGCAUGCUGCUCAUGUCCUCAGUCAGCGAUGACAUGUCACCAUGCGGGGCUGCGGAGCCCGCGGAGGGGGAGGGGCUUGCAGGCGGGUACGACAGAAUGGGGAGCAGCAUGGACCCCGUCGCGUCUGCGGCGGUAACAGCGGCCACGGCGGCAGGCGACGGGUGCAGGUUCCAGGCCAUCGCUGAUAACGUGUUUGGAGCUGCAAACGGGGCUAGCGGCGCCAGCGGAACGGUGGUAGGGGAUGAGAGGAGCCUCCGGACGUCGGCCGUCGCGUCCUGGCUAGCAAGCCAUGCGGAUGCUGCGGCACCGGCGCCCCUGCCGUGGUCGCUAGUCAGGGAGGGUACGUCCACAACGUCGAGCCUGCCGCCGUACACCUACUUUGGAUCCGCUCAGUUGACGGCCGCGGCGCUGGCGGUUCCUGUGGACGUAGCUGCCAUGGCGGCCUCCCUGCUCCCCUCCUCGGGCCGCGGAUCCAACUCCGCAGCCAGCCAGAUCGCCAUUGCGGCCGCUGCAGCGGCGGCAGCGGCUACGGCAGCCACCUGCGCCGCGGGUGACGCUGGCGGCGGCGCCACCACCGCCGCCACCACUCUGGCUGCCUCCAAAGCGGCUGCAGGCAAGGUGGCGGGCGGCGGCGGCGGAGGGCACAUGGGCACGGAGGGCGGCACGGGAGGCGCGGCUCGGUGGCCCCCGGCUGGGUCCUCGGGCGGGCUAGCGCUGUUUGGGGCGUGUGAGGUGCUGUCGGACACGCACCUGGCGUCCGAUGUGGGCACCGGCAGCACGACAACUGCAGCAUGGGUGCCGGAGUCGUCGGGCCCCAACCUGCCCUCCUCCUCCGCGGCUGCGGUUGCUGCUGGCGCGGGCUGGCAGGCAGCUGCCCGGGGGCCGAGCCCCUUCGCCACCGCAGCGGUGCUGCCUCACGCGGCGGCGGCACCCGCAGCAGCUGCAGCCGGGCCGGGGGAUGUUGCGGGCGGGGCAGCGGGCGGUCAGCAGCAGCCCUCGCAGGGCUCCGCUGCCGUGCCGCUGCUGCUCCCCAGCUGGGCCUCCACCUGCGCCUCCACCCCCGCAGUAGCCGCUGCCCGCACCCCCGCCCCCGCUGCUGCCCCCGCCUCGGGCCUGUUGGAGGCGGCACUGGGCUCCGGACGCUCGUUGGAGAGCCCCGGGGUGGUGUUUGAGUUUGGGAGCCUGCAGGUGGAGGUGUCGGCUCGGGCCUUCCGGGCGCUGCGGCGCUCCUCCCCGCUGCUCUACGGCUGGCUGUCACGGCUGCAGGACCGCUCGCGGCCCAUCACCAUCCUGCAGGUCCCGGGUCUGGACGACCUGGCCAACCGGCGUGUCUUCCUGCAGCUGCUGGGCUGGGCGCAGGGCGUGCGGGAGGUGGGGCAGCUGCUGCAGCCGCCCUGUCCGCAGCAACAGCAGCAGCAGCCCGCAGCAGGAGGCCCGGUGGAGGCGGCAGGAGGGCCCUCCGACUGCUGUUGCGGCGGGGAGGGUGAGGCGGGGUGCGAGGGGCCGCUGGAGCAGCUGCGGCAGCUGUGGCAGGCGGCAGACUACCUGCAGGUAGACGAGCUGCUGACGGCGGUGGAGGACGAGCUGGCUGCUCGCUUCACCCAGCACCCUGCAGCCGCGGGCCGGGCAGCCUGGGUGGCGGCGCUGUCGCUGGCCGCUUCGCACUGCCACGCCGCCUCUCGGCUGGCCGGGCUGUGCGCACUGCACUUCAUGCGGCGCUGCUGGUGCCUGCUUGGGGACGAGGAGGCGCUGCUGGCUGCUGCGGGGGGCGCGGCGGUGCUGGGGCCGGCGGUGGCGGCGGAGGUGCGGGACCGGCUGGUGGCGCUGGUGGCGCUUGCGGACCAGGACAGCCUGGGGGGAGGGCUGGGGGGAGCGUGAGGGGGAGGGUGAGGGUGAGAAGGGCAGGGAAAUAUAGAGAAGUGCAGCAACGGAGUCCCAAUUCCGAAGGGGUGGAGUUCAAAGAAGGGAUGUAUGAGGAGGCUUCACCUUGCUUGAGGGCUGAGGGGGAGGGGUAGAGUAGAGGAGAAGCAAGAACCGUAAUCGUGAGGGGCGAGGAGGGUAUAGAGGUGGAGGAUGAAAGUUUUUUUACGUGUGACGGGGAUCCUCCUUGGAGGAGGGGGAGGGGGCUAGAUAUAGAGGAGGAAACUGGAGGGUGGACAGUGAAGGCGGGGAGUCAGUUGGCAGGAGGGACGGCGAGCAGCAGUAUGACGCAGGUGGGGGGGUUAUGCGUGGGGCUGGGUAUGCCCGGCCGCAUUCUUUGUUCACUAUGUCCACGCCUCCCUUUCGCGCGCGUAUCCACAUUCAUUCGCCACAUGUGUAUGGCUACCGGUAUGUUAGCAAGGACCCGGGCACCAGCCUGCGGGGAAUUAGCACUACCGGGGGUAAUGCCGCGUAGCACUGCUUGGGCUUUUUGCUCUUUACUGUCCUGGGUUGCUGUCGAAGGCUUGUGUAGGGGGGCGCGUGUGGGCUGCUGGGGGGUGGAUGGGCGCCGGCAGGGCGCAGAGCACUGCGGACAAACGUGGACGAUCACGCUACCGUAGGUCGAAUAAUAAGACAGGUUUGGAUGGUAGGUAACGCCCUUGUUUGUGUUAUUUGCCAUGGUUACUGUUCUUUUUCCUCCGUGCUCCGCGCUCUAUGGGAUGAUGUUGCACUGUUGUUGAUGCUGCCGCUACUGCUGCUGCUGCGCCGCGGCGGCACGGCUGGGAGUUGCGUUGCUGCUUGUUGUCCCCACGGGGGGCGCACAUGCUUGGGGGGGCGCACGUGCUCGACAUGGGCGCCUUGUCUGAACUAGGUCGGCCGACAACCGACUGCUGUUAUUUCCAAGUCCUUGUUGACACUGGUAUACUUGGCCGCUGGGGGCACUUGCUGUUGAAAGUACAUGGAAACUUGGGGGUGCCAGCAUUUUGCUUGCUCAGGUUUCAAAGGGGGCUUCUAAAAUAAAUACCUGCCGUGUAUUCUCGUGUCAAGUUUAAGCUUUCGCUUGUUGGGCAAAUAAGUCAGAUAUCUCCUCGAGAGCGUGCAAGAGUACACGGUGGCUGUCACCUCGUCAUUCGUGGCCCCCACGGCGGGGUGGUACGGUAGUGGCGGUGCAGGACAGGCAUGUUUGGUUCGUGGGGGGGCGCAAAGAGAGGCACCAGUUGUUUAGUUGUUGGUUUUCGACAUGGGGGUUUAGCAGAGGACGUCAAGAACCUGCAAGUCCGGAUACGUUGGGAGUGCGGAGAUAGUAGGUAUGUACGCGUGUCUGGGGCAGGACGGUGCAUGUAUGUAAUAGUAUUGGAGAGUACAAAAGGACGGGAACCCCCCAUGUGCCCUUCCGAUCGCAG